Molecule: messenger RNA, 1670 nt
Organism: Odocoileus virginianus texanus
Lineage: Eukaryota; Metazoa; Chordata; Mammalia; Artiodactyla; Cervidae
Source: RefSeq, a predicted model, not a curated record
UACUGAGCCCACGAGCCCUAGACCUUGUGCUCCACAAGAGAAGCCACUGCAGUGAGAAGGCCACGCAACGCGAUGAAGAGCAGCCCCACCUCCACGCCUGGCUCAGCUCCCUGAGACUGGUCUCAGCUGAACGUCUCGAGGGCCUGGACGCUGAGCCCCAGCAUCGGUGGGGAGGUGCACAGACCCGACCCUGCUGGGCUGCUGGGGAGUGGGCGUCCGGAGAUGGGGGAGACAGGCCCCUUCAGGGGAGCCUCUGUCUUGUCCCCCAGACAAGGGUCAGACAGUGUGGCUCCUCCAGGCCGAGUGCCCCCGUGUUGAGGUCCACCCUUCACUGGGCAAGUCACAAGGUCCAGGGGACCCCUGCGCAGGGCUGGAUGGUGGUUCGGGGCACCUUUGGGGUGAGGCCGUCCGUGUCCUGUGUGUGGUCAGCCCCCAGGGUGUCCUGGAGUCGGGGUCCGUCCAGCACACUCUGACCACCCCCCUCAGAGGAGGUCACCAUGAAGAGUCUGGGCAGUGACGCGGGGCACAGCUCCGGCAGGUGCAGAGGGUGUGACCCCAGCGCGAUGGAGCAGGGGGGCUCCGCCUCGCCUGGCCCCGGCCCCAUUUUCUCGGGAGUCUCGGGGUGUUGUCCGGGGUUGAGUGAAGGCCGUGGGUGGCCCGCGGUCGGAUGCUCAGGAUGGAGAGGCGCCAGGCUGAGUGGGACAGACCCUGGGCAGCCCCCACACAGCACCAGUCCUUCUCCUGUCCCCCCACCGUCACAGGACCCCCUGCAGGCGGCAGCUCCCCCACCGCUCAGUGCUGCUCCUCCGCUGCUCCCACAGGCCUGUCGACGGAGCAGGUUUAUAUUCUCAUCGGGGUCUCUGUGGCCUUUCUCCUUUGUCUCUUCCUCCUGGUCCUUCUCCUCCUCCAUCGUCAGCACCGGAGAAAACGGGGGCCGCCCAGAAGCAAAGACGUGGAGCAGAGACACCAGGGGAGGCUCAGUCCAGCUGUGGAUGUCCUAGAUGGGACCCCAGAUGUGGCCAGCGUUGACAGAUUUCCUGACAUGGACGGAGAGGUGGGCACCUCGACCCCUGCUGCAGGAGGCCUCCAAGAGGUGACCUACGCCCAGCUGAACCACAAGCCCCUCACCCAGAGGGCAGCCAGAGCUGUGUCCCCGCCAUCCACAGAGCCCCUGGCAGAGUCCAGCACGUAUGCAACCAUUGCCAGACAUUGACCCCCUGCCCACCUGGCCUCUGCCCUAAAUAUGCAGGAAGUCACACUUGCAAAAGCCCGAAGUGGACAUUGGGAUGGUUUCCCUGUGGAAUGAUUCCUUUCUGGAAAGACAUCCAGUCAAUUCUCCUGUAGGCAACAGCUGGAGUCCUGAGACCCCACAUUACCUCCUAGGAGAUUCAUUAACCAUAUGGUCCCUCCCACAAGCAACUAGCUCCUUGGAGAGAAGAUGAAGCACUUGUUUCAAGAGACCCUGCUAUGGUGUUUGUUGGCUGUUUCCAGAGACCCAGCUAUAGUUCUUGGCUGUUUCUAGAGACCCAGCUAUAGUUCUUGGCUAUUUCCAGAGACCCAGGUAUGGUGCUUGGCUGUUUUCAGAGACCCAGCUAUGUCCCUACAGUUUCCCAGUGGACUUCAGACAUGUCCUGUGAAUCUUCCACUGGCCCUGGAGAUCUGUUUUGUGU